AUUCGAUAAAGAUCGGGAAUAUACAAGGAAGGGUAGAAGUUGCGCGUUUUUAAGCGCUCAUCAAAUGGAUGUGUUGGGCGAAAGAAAAUAUUCUGUCAAAUGUCAAACUUCUGUUCAGCACCAAGUCAACUACAUCAUAGGUACUGACGUAGUCUUGGAACAAUAAGUACAUCCACUAUUGAAUAAAGUGAACGUGUUUGCAACUUUAUUGCUUGAGAAAGAAAUAUGGCACCCCGGGCUGGUACCGACGAUGUUUCGGACAAAGAGCGCCUCAAAUCCGCCCUCUGGUACGCAAUCGGAAAGAUGGUUGACCACGAGGCUCUCAUCUCAGGUCAUAACGCGACUCCGCAGUUCAUCGGUGCAUUGACCGAGAUGGUGUGGACGCAUAUCGAGAACACCAGCCUCGACCUGGAGAACUUUGCUAAGCACGCUGGUCGAUCCAUGGUGAAUACGGAUGACGUACUGCUGCUCGCGCGGAGGAACGAAGGACUGGACGCGCUCCUGCGGUCGUUUGUGGACCAUAUCAGGGCGGAGCAUGGGUCUGGCGGUGGAUCAAAGAGGAAAUCUUGAUUUUGUUGAGUCUUGCUCCCUAUGCUAUUGAUUUAAGAUGAGGAAUGAUGGUGUGGUUCUGGUGCUCAGCGGAGUCGGUUUUGGGAAACGGAGCAAGGAGAUGGCGUUUAGAUACCACAAGCAGUUUGACACAGGAAAUUGGUGUAGGGCGCUUCAGUGUUAGGAGAUAUCGGCAUUAUUAUGCAUUCGUCGUCUACCGUCUAUUGUACAUGACUAGGUCCAUCUGCAGAUCAUCAAAGCGAACCACAGCUUCUCACGAACAGGCUAUGUGGUACCGUAUAAACUAUAAAUCCACCAUGCAUCCAUGGAAAACACCCUUAACGCCUCUCCCUCCAUCAAA
Molecule: messenger RNA, 910 nt
Organism: Eremomyces bilateralis CBS 781.70
Lineage: Eukaryota; Fungi; Ascomycota; Dothideomycetes; Eremomycetales; Eremomycetaceae
Exons: 4
Coding region: 226-570 (114 amino acids)
Biological process (GO): replication fork processing; resolution of meiotic recombination intermediates
Cellular component (GO): Fanconi anaemia nuclear complex; FANCM-MHF complex
Molecular function (GO): chromatin binding; protein heterodimerization activity
Source: RefSeq, a predicted model, not a curated record